CACGAAGACCCUUGGCUAGUAUAGAAAACAUUUUACUGUUAAUACAUGAAAGUUCAUAUUGUGGAAUUGAGAAUAUUAAAUAUAGUAGAAUUGAAAGCAAUAAUGAUUUAAGAUUUGAAAAAGAUAUAGAAAAUGAACUUAGUUUUGAAUGUGAAAAGGAUACUGAAGAUGGACCUGCAAUUAAACAUAAAAAGGAUACUGAAGAUGGACCUAGUAUUGAACCUGAAGAUGGAUCUGGUAUUGAACUUGAAGAGGACAUUGAUAUUAUUAGUGAAUCAGAUGAUACUUCUAAAAAUACAGAUAAUUAUCAACAUGGGCACCUACCUCCAAUCCACAUUGAGAUCUACUAUAAUAGCUGUGAUCCACGACAGCAUACCUGGGACUGUGAACGGUCUGGUAAAUAUGUCUUACGUAAAACUGCUCUACCCGAAAAGCAAAGAAAUAAGGGUUCAAAAAAGAUUGGUUGUCCUUUUCUGGUGAAUGCGUACAAGAGUAAGGGCUCUGAUAAUGAAACUAUAAUUAAAUUGACAUCGAUACAUCCUGAACACGACCAUCAGUUGAUUCCUAAAAAUGUUAGCUUUGCUACUAGCUAUCGGAAACUUACCACAGAUAUGAAGGAGCUUAUUGAAAGUUAUACAAUUUGUAACAUUGAUGUCUCAUCCCAGCAAACAAUUGAAGCUACAGGAGUUCAGCCCGAAGCUUUUAUGAUUGAUGCAGAUCCAGGCCUUGAAAGUGUUCAGCUUGCAAAGCUUCUUGGUGAUCAUUAUGCAGACUUUAUCAAAGCAUUUUAUCGUGCUCGAAAUGUUUUAUAUAAAGAAACAUUUGAGGAAUACUGGAAACAACUUAUGAUUGAUUUUCCAGAAUCAACUGAAUAUCUACUUAGACAGCUUAAUCCACAUAAAACAACCUGGGCAAAAGCAUUUACAGGUCGGGUUUUUAUAGCAGGGAUAAUGUCUACCCAACGAUCUGAAUCAAUAAAUAAAGAACAAUUUGCUAGUCGGUUUGCGGCUUGGCGUGAAAAGACAGCAUCAUAUAUGAUACCAAGUUUACAUACUGAUCAAAUGAAUGAAGCAGUAAUGUAUCGUAGCAAAAGGUUUGACAAACUUCUUGAAGGGGUUGAUUAUUCCUUAGUUGCUGAAGUUUGGGAUGUUCAAUCAAUCGAACAUAAUUUACAUGUUGAACAGAAUUCUGAAAAGGCCUAUUUUCAUAUUUCUCUUAUUCCAAGACGUUGGUACAAAGAUGAAUUUAUAGACACGGUGGUUGCUAAUGAACUAUUUGUUAGAAACAAAUCAUUAGAAAAGAACA
Molecule: messenger RNA, 1305 nt
Organism: Racocetra persica
Lineage: Eukaryota; Fungi; Glomeromycota; Glomeromycetes; Diversisporales; Gigasporaceae
Source: the annotation of a GenBank genome assembly